Messenger RNA from Conger conger (European conger), 2152 nucleotides. RefSeq names its product protein phosphatase methylesterase 1 (gene ppme1). Gene Ontology annotation, molecular function: protein methylesterase activity. The transcript is spliced from 14 exons. Gene Ontology annotation, biological process: protein demethylation. The record is from RefSeq and is a predicted model, not a curated record. NCBI's taxonomy places the organism in Eukaryota, Metazoa, Chordata, Actinopteri, Anguilliformes, Congridae. The coding region runs from base 183 to 1334 and encodes 383 amino acids.
GUCGUGCGAUGAGACCGUCCCUGUAUACGGAACAUUUAAUCUCAGUUGAAACUCGAACUGCGGAAGAUUUGGCUCGUGAAGACAAGAGACGUCACCUAGUAUUAUCUAAGGAUAAUAUAUAGGACAUUACAUAUCACAAAUACUGUGUCUGAAAAGACGUAGUCCUUAAUUUAGCACAGCUAAUGGAGAAGCAAUUGCAUUUGAAUUUGCUAGCAUCCAGACCUCCAAUGCCAGGAGGUGUGCAGUCUGGGUCUAAAAUGAGAAUGGGACCUGGCAGAAAGCGAGACUUUUCACCCCUGCCAUGGAGCCAUUACUUUGAAACGAUGGAAGACGUUGAAGUAAAAAAUGACAACAGCAAGGACACUUUUAGAAUUUACAGCAGUGGAUCCCAUGGGCCCGUUCUUCUCCUCUUGCAUGGGGGUGGUCACUCUGCUCUCUCGUGGGCCGUUUUCACUGCAGUGAUAUGCAACCGGAUAGACUGCAGGGUGGUGGCUUUGGACCUCCGGGGACACGGUGACACAAAAGUUAAGAGUUGUGAAGACCUUUCAGCAGAAACGAUGGCCAAGGAUGUCGGGAAGGUGGUCGAAGCUCUUUAUGGCGAAAACGCUCCGCCAAUUGUAAUGAUUGGUCACAGCAUGGGAGGGGCAAUAGCAGUUCACACUGCCGCAGCCAAUCUGGUGCCGUCUUUACUGGGACUCGGUGUGAUUGAUGUGGUGGAAGGGACUGCAAUGGACGCUUUGAACAGCAUGCAAAAUUUCUUGCGGAGUCGACCAAAAACCUUCAAGUCAGUGGAGAAUGCUAUAGAGUGGAGUGUAAAAAGUGGACAAAUCAGAAACAUCGAGUCUGCACGUGUCUCCAUGGUUGGCCAAGUGAAAAAGUGUGAGGAGCCUUUGAGCAGCCCUGGAAUAUCAAAGUGCAUUGGAGAAGGGAUUAUUGAGGAAGAGGAGGAAGACGAAGAUGAAGAGGGGGAGUCCAAUCAUAAAAGGAAGAAAGAGGACGAUGUAGAGGUUAAAAAGGAGAGCCUGUUCACCUGGAGGAUCGAGCUGGCUAAGACGGAGAAGUACUGGGACGGCUGGUUCAGAGGCCUCUCGGCCCUGUUCCUCAGCUGCUCCAUCCCCAAACUGCUCCUGCUGGCAGGUGUUGACAGACUGGAUAAAGAGCUCACAAUUGGGCAGAUGCAAGGAAAGUUCCAGAUGCAGGUCCUCCCGCAGUGUGGCCACGCAGUGCAUGAAGACGCUCCUGAAAAAGUAGCAGAGGCCAUCGCCACCUUCAUGGUCCGUCACAAGUUCACAGAAGCAAAAGAGGGCUUCCAGUGCGUCUUUCCAGCUUGCUAAUAGGCCCUGAGUUCUCUCUCUGUAAAUAAGCAGUGCCAGACGCCACUGUGACGUCCCCUGAGUCACCUUGUCUCCAUCUCGCAGAAGAGCUCGGACUUUGGAACUGUCAUCUUAUGCCUCUUUGCCUGACUGAUGGACAUUGCUGACAACUCUGUUACAAGACAUGCUUUGCUCUUGAAUUCUGGUUAUACCAUGUUUUUGUUAUUGUUGUUAUUAUUAUGCAUAAUGACAUUAUCGUUGGUAUUGUGACGAGAGACCUUGCGAUGCCAUUACCUUGCUGAAGGUUUUGCCCUUCAUGAAUGCAGGGACUUUUCUUUUUCAGCUUUUUCACAGCUCUCCUUUUUAAAGUUUUUAUUUUGUCAUCUUUCUUGUGUUGCCUUGCCCGUUUCUGAUUAGUUUUGAGCGACAGCAGUGUGGCGUGUCCAAUGUGUUUCUCAUGGUUGGUUUUUAAGAAUGAUAAUGAAAAAUAAACAUUAAAUCAGCUGUGUAAAAAUGCAGUCAUCCGCUUGCAGCCUGACUCUGAGCCAAUGGUGUCUUGAAUGUUUGUUGCAGUAGUAUUACGGUUAGCAAAGUUUUUAGCAGUUGCAGUAUUUUCACCAGCAGAGGGCAGCACUGCUCUUUGUUACUGAUGUAGUUUUCCUUUAUGGGUUAUUGCAUACAGAACUCUUCAUAAAGUGCAGAAUUUUAUUUCAUUUUUUUUUUCUUUUCUUUUUUUUUCUUUAAAUAAGAUAAUUUAUCAAUUUAUUGGCCAAUGACAUCACCUUGAUGCUGUUGACUGACAAAUAUAAUUAUGGUUAUUAAAAAUUAUUUAUCCCUGA